This is a messenger RNA of Mollisia scopiformis, 955 nucleotides long. RefSeq names its product fungal fucose-specific lectin. Bases 47 to 955 code for a protein of 302 amino acids. The transcript is spliced from 5 exons. The record is from RefSeq and is a predicted model, not a curated record. NCBI's taxonomy places the organism in Eukaryota, Fungi, Ascomycota, Leotiomycetes, Helotiales, Mollisiaceae.
GCACAACGAUACACUUAACUGCCAGUACAAAUUUUUCUUCAACAACAUGUCAUCCCCUGCAGUCAAUCAGAUCUCUUUCAGGACUCCUUUAGGGGCUGUCAACAAUGGUUCCAGCAUUCGAGUUUACUCUCAGGCUGUCGACAGUGGGAUACGAGAAAGUGCCUAUGAAGGUGUAUGGACUGGUGGCAAGAAUCCACUAGUAACUGCGAAGCUGAAUUCGCCCAUCGCCGCAACAUCCGUUGGUUUGACAAAUAUCAGUGUCUAUUACCUCUUGCCGGAUAAUACGCUCGGCGAGCAAUGCUAUGACCAGGGCAAGGGAUGGUACAAUGGUGCGCUUACAGGAGCCAAAUUUCCAGUUGCUGCAUAUACCAGCAUUGCUGCAUGUUACUUGCCUGGCUCUGGCACCGAUGCUCGAAUACGUGUAUAUGCUCAGGUUGAAGAUAACACGAUUCAAGAGUUUGGCAUUGACAAUCCAAACAAAGGCUGGUUCAAGAUGACCAACUUAGGUGCAGCUCUGCCCGGUGCUGGCAUUGCUACAUGUGCGUAUGCUUUGAAGAAUUCUGCUAUCAGUAUCAGGACUUACACCCAAGACAACAACUUGACCCUCGUAGAGCACGCCUAUGACACUGGUAAAGGCUGGUUCAUGGGUUCAUUUUCAGUCCCCGACGCUGUCACUCGUGCUUCGAUUGCUGUCUAUGCAUUCAAUACAGGAGCUACCAGCAGCAACGUCUCCCUUCGCGUUUACUAUUCUGGUAAAGAUGGUUUAAUGCUCGAGAAAGGGUUUGAUGGACUGUGGUACCAAGGCGCGUUUAGCGUACCCAGCAUUCCUGGUUCUGCGGUCGGUUGCAUCCAAGCCAGGAUUUAUCGCCAGAACGGAACGGACGUUAGUGCCGUAAGUGAGUGGAUGUGGACUGGUAAAUGGAUUGCUGGCCAGGCAGCUUUACCUCCAGCGUAG